This is a messenger RNA of Drosophila hydei, 1022 nucleotides long. It is a transcript of the gene mRRF1, whose product is annotated as ribosome-recycling factor, mitochondrial. The record is from RefSeq and is a predicted model, not a curated record. Lineage: Eukaryota; Metazoa; Arthropoda; Insecta; Diptera; Drosophilidae. Gene Ontology annotation, molecular function: ribosomal large subunit binding. The coding region runs from base 61 to 861 and encodes 266 amino acids. Gene Ontology annotation, biological process: translation. Gene Ontology annotation, cellular component: mitochondrion. The transcript has a single exon.
UAAAGCAAGUUGGCAGCUUUGCUUUGUAUUUUAUGUGCAAAUGUUAAUAUUUUAAAAAAAAUGCUCGCCAAAACGGGACUGCAUUUACGCGCGUUUGGCAUUAUACUAGCACCUAUUCGUCCAAGAAUAAGCGCUGUUAGACUAAUUCAACAACAGCCGCUGCAGAACCAGCUACUAACGACAGGUGGCGCAGCAACUGUGCUGGGGUUGCAACAGGCGCGCAGUUAUGCAAAAGGUAAGGACAGAAAGAAGGAAAAGGGCGGCAAAGGUAAACCUGUUAAAGUUGAGAUAAAUGAGCAACAGCUGCGGGAACUAAUCAACUUGGAUGCCCUGAAUGCACAAAUGGAAAAAUCAGUCCUACAAAUGAAAGACGAUUUCAUUAAAAACCUCUCGCUGCGAUCUACGAGUGGAGCAAUCGACACGCUACGCAUCAAAGUGGACGGAGCCGAGCAUGAACUACAGGAGCUGGCUCAGAUAUCACGCAAGAAUCCAAAGACGAUAAUAGUCAAUAUGAUUGCUUUUCCACAAACAAUACCGGAUGUGCUGCGCGCUAUUGAAAAGAGCGGCAUGAAUCUUAAUCCGCAACAAGACGGAACAACACUCUUCAUACCUAUACCCAAGGUAACCAAAGAGCAUCGCGAGCUGCUGUCUAAGAAUGCGAAAGCCUUGUUUAUCAAGUAUCGCGAUGCCAUACGGGAUAUACAGAAUGCGCAGAUACGCAAGCUCAAGAAACAGACGGACAUUGGAAAGGAUGAUGCCUUCGCAGCCCAAACACAGGUCACGGCCAUUGCGGACAAAUACAUUGCCCAAGCAGACAAACUGCUAAUUAGCAAGCAGAAAGAAUUAAGUGGCGAGGCCUAAUGGUUAGAGACUGAUGCUGAUCAAAUUAGAAUAUUUUUGUGCCCACAAAUGUUACUGCCUAUUAAAAAUACCUAAGUUUAUCAGAAUAACAGUAACUUUAAAGCGUGAUAAGAAAUUUAUUAGGAACAAUUCAAGCAAUUUCAAAUAAAUAUCAAAAGAAC